Anopheles bellator is the source of this 1556-nucleotide messenger RNA. It is a transcript of the gene SPARC, whose product is annotated as SPARC. Bases 152 to 1138 code for a protein of 328 amino acids. NCBI's taxonomy places the organism in Eukaryota, Metazoa, Arthropoda, Insecta, Diptera, Culicidae. Gene Ontology annotation, molecular function: extracellular matrix binding; calcium ion binding; protein binding. Gene Ontology annotation, biological process: anatomical structure development. The record is from RefSeq and is a predicted model, not a curated record. The transcript is spliced from 2 exons.
AGUGUUUCUACUCUGAUCUUUCUGGUUUAACAUAAGAAUAUUUUCAUUGGUGCUGAAGAUCGCCUCGGUGCGUUUUAAAGUAGGUUGCCGUAGCUAAUUUUUAUAGUAAGUUUCGUCUUUCCCAAUCAGGAUCGGGUUACCUACGCCUACAAUGGUGCGUUUUGUAACAACUUGCGCACUGGCGUUUGUGCUGGUCGUAACAAUAAUUGGUAGCUCCCCGGUGCGGGCGGACAGGCUGCUGGACGAGCUGCUCAACGAGUUCGACGACGACGAUGAGGCUCUGUUGCGGCACAUGGAGGAGAAGCACGUGAGCAAGGAUCUGGUUCGGGAGAACCAAUUGGCACGUGAACAGUCCGCGUGGUUGGCGGCAGAGGACACGCGGUACGGGUCGCCGCCCGAGGACGAGGACGGCGAAGCACCGAACGGUGUGCCGCGCCUGACGGACCCGUGCAAGGGGGUCCGCUGUGGAGCGGGGCGCGUGUGCAGUGUCAGCGAGGCCGACGGUCUGGCAGAGUGCAUCUGCAUCCCGGAGUGUCCGACCGAAACCGAUCCGCGCCGCAAGGUGUGCACCAGCUUGAACGAGACCUGGGAUUCCGCCUGCGAAGUCCAUCGCCAGCGGUGCCUGUGCAACACCCACGAUCAGCAGUGCCGCAGCGAGGAGGUACGGCAUGUGCACAUCAACUACUACGGCUACUGCCGGCAGAUGCCCGAGUGCUCGGAUAGCGAUCUGGCCGACUUUCCGCGGCGGAUGCGCGACUGGCUGUUCAACGUGAUGCGGGACCUGGCGUCGCGCAACGAGCUCCCCGAGCCGUACAUGGAGCUGGACCACGAGGCGAUGACGAACAUGACGAAGCGCUGGACCAACGCUGCCAUCUGGAAGUGGUGCGAUCUCGAUGGCCACCCGCACGAUAAUACCGUCUCUCGGCACGAACUGUUCCCGAUUCGCGCACCACUGAUGGCCCUCGAACACUGUAUCUCGCCGUUCCUGGAAACCUGCGACCCGAACCGCGACCAUCGCAUCUCGCUGCAGGAAUGGGGCAAGUGCCUCGAGCUGGAGGAGGACGACCUGACCGCUCGUUGUGCCGAGAUCACGAAGGACGAUGAGUCGGAGAAAAAUGAUAUCGAGGCUGGGGCAUAACCGACACGCCCAGGACUCGCUGCUAUAUUAAACCCUACCCCCUACGUCUACACGGAACGCUCGUUCCCUCUCGAAGUUUUCCCUAUCCUGCUCAAAACAGCUUCAAACGAACGCUAAUCCAUGCCGACUCGACUACCAUUAUUCCUACGGUUUUUUGCUACAUAGCAACGGUUUGAACCCCCUCGGUCGGCGAACGAAACAAAGCAGGAAAACAAAACCUUAGUAAUAACUGAGAUGCUUGUGCUGAACGAACACAUUUCAAUUUCAUGUGGAAUGUCUGAGGUUCGGGGAAAAUUAAAAAAACGAUAGGUAAUAUACUAACUAUAAACCUUCGCGCCGUUGCACAAUAUACCACGCGCCGCGCAAAUGUAUAACCGAAAAUCGUGAAUAAAUUUAAAUAAAUGUACGAACCGGAAAA